This is a messenger RNA of Exophiala xenobiotica, 1571 nucleotides long. Its product is annotated as tRNA pseudouridine(55) synthase. The transcript is spliced from 2 exons. Gene Ontology annotation, molecular function: RNA binding; pseudouridine synthase activity. Lineage: Eukaryota; Fungi; Ascomycota; Eurotiomycetes; Chaetothyriales; Herpotrichiellaceae. Bases 103 to 1416 code for a protein of 437 amino acids. Gene Ontology annotation, cellular component: mitochondrion. Gene Ontology annotation, biological process: mRNA pseudouridine synthesis; tRNA modification. The record is from RefSeq and is a predicted model, not a curated record.
AUCACCAGACUGUUGGCUGCACUUCACUCGGACCACGACAAAAGACCUUCAUGUGAGGCACCAAAGUUGCCUAUUUCUACCCAUCAAGGCCAUCGUCCUUGCAUGCCUAUACGGCAUAUUCUCAACAUGGCUCAGCCAUCCGGAAAGAUCCUCGAAGGUGUCUUCGCCGUGAGCAAGCCGCCGAGCCUCUCGUCUGCCCAAGUCUUGCGAGAUCUCCAACACCAUUUCGCCGAGUCCAAAACUUUUGCGCCCUUGUUACAACGAACCAGGAGGGGCGAAGAAGAGCAAGAACGACGCCAGCCGAAGCGGCGGAGGCGCGACAAUGACCAAUUCUUCAAAAUGGGCCAUGGCGGCACACUUGAUCCCCUGGCUACAGGUGUGCUUAUAGUGGGCAUAGGAAGAGGCACCAAACAUCUUAUGGAUUUUCUCUCAUGUAAAAAGACCUACGAGACUGUUGUUCUCUUUGGUAAAACAACAGACACCUACGAUGUCAUGGGAAAGGUUGUUGCGGAAGCACCAACAGAGAAUAUUACAAGAGCCGUGGUUGAAAACGAGAUUGCGAAAUUCCAGGGCAAGAUGAAGCAAAUCCCCCCAAUCUACAGCGCAAUCAAGAUCAACGGCAUGAAGUUAUAUGAUUAUGCUCGAACGGGAAAGGAACUCCCUCGCGAACUGGAGAGCCGCAAUGUCGAGAUUUCGGAGUGUUCUUUACUCGAAUACUACGAAUCUGGUCAUCACGACUUUCGUUGGCCAGCCGAGCAAGCUGAUGAUGAAGAGAAAGCUGUGUUUAAAAAGCUUAUGAAAGGCGCUGAGGACACGAAGCAAUCGAUCACCACGGAACAUGAACGAGCACUGUCGGAUAAGAAUGACGCGAAAACCUCCAAAUCCUACGGCAAAGAUAUUCCACGUCACGAGAAGGCAGCAAUGCACAUUCACCAUCUACCCACACAAGAGGAAGUCCCUGCUAACGCUCCUGCCGCUCGUAUUCGCUUGACGGUCAGCAGCGGGUUCUAUGUUCGGUCGUUUGCGUAUGAUCUGGGGAUUGCUUGCGGUUCAUAUGGCACAAUGGCAUCUUUGAUCAGAAGUCAACAGGCCGAGUUUACCAGUCUUCAGCCUGCUCCAGACGGGCUCGUACCUGCGCUUACGUAUAAAGAUUUGGAGGCUGGAGAAGUUACAUGGGGACCAAAGGUGUCAUCGGUGCUUGAAAAAUGGAUAGAAGAGCAUCCGAUGUCUGACCAAGAUAGAAACCGUGAUCGGGAUCGCGAUCGAGAUGGCAGACAGUACUCUCAUAGAGGACACCGGAAUCCUCUGGGCCGAGGAGGAGGUUCAAAGAGAUCCUGGGAUGGUCGCAGAGAUGGCGACAGGUCUGAUGGCCAUCGCAGACGCAACAGCUCAUCGCCAGAGAUCCAAGAUCGAUAGCCAGGUGCCAGUUUGCUGGGGUGGCCGGGUAGAUGUAGAACUCUCGUGAACCCUGAGAGAUCUAGGCCAGCGAGCUGGAAAUCACAGGCAAUUACGUGGGCCAAGCAGUGCCAGGCAUGUUCCUUGCAUGGCCGGUCCGAGUGGCGGUGUUUGCC